AUGGUUUCCGGCUCCGACUAUGUCCGCCACAGGAUGGUCGAAAGGUCGAUUUGGAGUCAUCGGGGUCUGAAGACGGUGAGCCGAGCAUAUUCAUCUGAAUACAAUGACUUCGAGGCAAAUGGCCACUUUGGAAUGCCCCGGCCAGGUACCAAAUGGAUUGCGCGGUCAUUGGACUGCUGCGGCCAGGAGUUCUCGCAACAUAAGGAUUCAUCUACAUUCUCGUUAGUGCAAUGCAAUAUGGACAAUGACUCCUCAUGUGGCGACGAACACGAGGAUAAACUUCAGGAGAUUUCGUGUCCAAAUAUUGUCAUCUAUGCGCCUGACGAUGAGUGCUCUCCGAACAGGGGACCUAACGGUGCCAAAGAACGUCAAACUGAUUCUCAUGGCAUAAGCCCUAUUCCAGCUCAACCACCCGAAAUUAUUUUUGGUAGCACUGCUACUCAGUCUCAGAUUUUUGCCCCAACGACGAUGAAGAAAAAGCAGAAACGUAAAUAUUAUGACUUUUGCUCAACGGAGUCCAUUGAAUGCCCUAGGAAUCACAUUAACACACUGUUGGAAUGUUUUGAGGAGGACCAAAUACCUACUCGUCUUUCUUCCAUUGGGCUACAAUCGCCACUGAUAAAAAAUGAGAUCUGCCCAAGGCUACAGAAUGUGGAUAGCAAAUGUACAUAUGCAUGGAAAGGUAGGUUGUCUCCAAACAGCAAAAUUUAUGAUUAUCUUGCAGAGAUUUGGAGAGAUAAUUUGGCGAAUGUGUUAGGAUGGUAA
Messenger RNA from Protopolystoma xenopodis, 765 nucleotides. The record is from the annotation of a GenBank genome assembly. Lineage: Eukaryota; Metazoa; Platyhelminthes; Monogenea; Polystomatidea; Polystomatidae.